UUUCAAUAGUUGUAAUACACUUCGAAGCAGUCACGGAAUAUAAAAUAAAUACCUUAAAAGCAGAAUGCCUCGACUGAGCUUCAAUAACGCCAUAUAUCAGAUAAACUUAAAAAAAGAGCACCUGUGGGAGCGAAGCUACCUUUUGGUAAAAUGUGCGGAGCUGCAUUUGGAGGAGGAAUACCGUCUGUAUCAGGUACGACUAUGGAAUAGUUUUUUAGGCGUGUUCUGCCUUCUGCAUACCCUCAUUACCAUCUUGCACUGCACAAUGCUGCUCUUAACUUGCCCGCAUACCCACUUAAUAUUAAUUGAUGUGGGUAUAUAUUUCUUUUCUUCAUGUUUUGUUUUAACUAUUUUGAGCGUGAAUUUCUGUGAGAAGUUUGCUAUGCGACACUCGUGGAUUACUUAUGUGAGCUCCGUGAUUGCAGCAUUCGUAUUGGUAGCUUCUGAUAUCUUUCAGGGCACAUAUCAUUACCACGUACACGAUUGGGCAUUGGAAACAUUUUACGACACUUAUAUUAUUUUUUUGAUAUACAUGUUCAUGCCGAUACCCGUUAUGUCGGGUGCCCUGCUGCUGGGAGUCACAGUGUCCGUUGUGUAUAUAACCUACUUUGCAGUCUAUAUUGCCACGGUGUACUAUUUCGACAUUAGCCGACCCAAAAACUAUGGCAGGUUUUCUGUAGAUGUAUUCGACCACGUGUGCUUCAACCUUCUUGGUAUGUUCUUUCGCAUAAUGAAUGAUAUUGUUGUGCGCUCGUCCUUCCUGGACCGGCAUCAGUAUAUAAUGGAGAAGAUCUGGCUGCGCAAUGCGCGUCGUCAGGAAAAGUUGGUGCUCCAUAGUAUUAUCCCGCCACAGAUAGCAAAGCCAAUUCAAGACGAUAUACAAAAUAGACUUGCCAGAAAAGAACGCGAACUCGCUGCGAUUCGCUCCCCUAGAGUCAUGGAGAAUAUCAUGGCCAUUCAGAUCCAUCCCGAAGUCAGUAUCUUGUAUGCGGAUGUGGUUAACUAUACACAAUUGACGACGACACUUGAUGUGGAGAGGCUUGUGAGGCUGCUGCACGAACUAUUCGGAAGGUUCGAUUUGGCAGCCACACACUUUAAUGUUCAGCGAAUCAAGUUCUUAGGGGACUGCUACUACUGUGUGGCUGGUCUAAUGCGCCCGGAUCCCGACCAUGCCAAGUGCUGUGUGGAUCUAGGUCUGUCCAUGAUCUCACACAUUCAACAAGUGCGAAGGGAACAUGACGUGGACAUCGAUAUGCGCAUUGGAGUUCAUUCUGGAAGUGUGAUUGCAGGAGUCAUCGGCGAAGCUAAGCUACAGUUCGAUGUUUGGGGAAUCGACGUAACCAUUGCCAAUCGUUUAGAAUCCACUGGCUCUGCGGGAUAUGUCCAUAUUAGUGCCAGUACUUUGAACGAACUAAAUCCUAGCGAAUAUACGAUAAUUCCUGGCACCGAUUCAGCUUUGGAGGAUCCCGUUCUUACCAAAAAUAAUAUCAGCACUUUCCUACUUUCUACUGAAUUUUCUCCUUAUUCUUCCAAACGUUCCACAGAGAACUUUGAUUUACGAACUAACAUGGCUAUGCGUGGUAGACCAGAUUUAUACAGUACUAAAGACGAUGUGAUUAACGAAGAGUUGCGUCAAGAAUUUCGAAUGAUGCCAGUCAGUAGUUUCAAACCUGGAAAAAUCUUCUCCUGGAGAAUACGAGACCAGUCUAAUGACCUUCUGUAUUCCGAGGUCACCAAAUUCUGUCUGGUCUUUCGGGACUCCCAACUUGAGUGCAAGUACUUGCAUUCGCCAGACUACAUGUUCAAGUACAGCAUGUUGCUUGCUUGGAGCAUUGGAUGCAGCCUGGCCUACAUUCAGCUGAUGACUGUUAACCCGGACCUACUCCUUAUCGCCAUAGUGUUGGAUGUAGUUGUAUUAACUUGUCUGACCAUCUUGCUUUUCAUAGCUUGGUACAGCAAAAUAUGCUGGGUUAGGUAUGGCACAAAUGAGGACAAUGAGCAUAGAUUCAGCAAACUAAGUUGCUGGAUAUUUCACACCUGUGGGAAGAUCCAAAGGAGCUUCAGCCUCCGCAUUUUCAUAUAUCUGUUUAUCAUUUGUGCGUAUAAUUCCGUGGUCAGCAUCAUACUGAUGGGAUGUAAUCGCAAUGAGUUCGAAAUUAUGCACAUCGAGAGUAAACUAUAUCAUUAUGAUGUUGAUACUGAUAUGUGUUUUCAUCCCUGGGUAAUUACAAAUGUGGUGGCUCUUAUUAUUGCAAUGAGCUUUGCGUUCACUAGUAUUCCGUUCAUCUUGAAAAUAAUUGUCUGUUUGUUGAUGACGAUGAUCCAUCUAGUGAUUAUAUUUUUCCAGUUCGAGUUUAUUUUCCAUCACAGUGCUACCACAAGUCCCUUUUUUCCGGCAGAAUAUGCGCAUAGUUUGCUUUUAGUCAUUACUUUUGUUACCUUGUAUUUGAAGGAGCGACACGCGGAGUUCACAAACAAAGUCAACUUCAAUUGGCGCAUGGAGUUGAGAAAAAAGCAACGUGAUGCCGACAUAACUAAUAACACGAUUACAAUUCUCCUGAAUAACAUACUUCCUGUUCAUGUUGGUGAGUUUUUGGAUCAGGCAACAAAACAUGUAACAAAAUCCUCUGUACACGCCUCUCUUCCUCAGUUAACGUUUACUUUACAUCUCUCGGUAACCAUGAGCUCUACUAUGAGGAAUAUAAACUAGUA
This is a messenger RNA of Drosophila obscura, 2712 nucleotides long. Its product is annotated as adenylyl cyclase X E-like. Gene Ontology annotation, molecular function: adenylate cyclase activity. The record is from RefSeq and is a predicted model, not a curated record. Bases 65 to 2710 code for a protein of 881 amino acids. Gene Ontology annotation, biological process: intracellular signal transduction; adenylate cyclase-activating G protein-coupled receptor signaling pathway; cAMP biosynthetic process. Lineage: Eukaryota; Metazoa; Arthropoda; Insecta; Diptera; Drosophilidae. The transcript has 9 exons.